AUGUCUUGUCCUUGUAGCAACCAACCAGUGGCCAGUGGUGAUGAGCACAUUGUGAUCCCAGUGGCUUCAGAUGUGGAUGAUGAAUGGCUAGAAUCCAUAAUGAAUGAAGGAGAGUCCUCAUCCUCGCAUAAGAAGUUACCCAAGGUCCCCGAGAUGCUUCAGCAGACGGAAUCCAACAAGAAAUGCUACGAACCAGAGGUGGUUUCUAUCGGUCCCUACCACCAUAACAAAGCCAAGCUCAAAUCAUUUGAGAAACUAAAAGUUCGAUUCACAAAAGAGUAUGUCAAUAGUUAUAAGCCUAAAACCUCAGCAACUGCACUAUAUAAGCAGGUUGCAGAUGUCGCUGGUGAGGCAAGAAACUGCUAUGCUGAGGACGCGACAAAAAGCUUCGAUGACAGAGACUUCACUCUGAUGAUGUUCCUCGAUGGUUGCUUCAUCCUCCAAUAUAUUCACUACAUGAAUGACGAAGAAGCGGAAGCCAAAAUGAAGAUGAAGAAUCACGAGAAAGCUUUCGUGCAACGUGACUUGUUCUUGCUCGAGAAUCAGCUUCCUUUCAAAGUCCUCCAGGCACUGAUGACCAUGAACUCGGAAUUUGCUGGAGAGAAAGGCUUGGAGUUGAUUAACAAGUUCAUUCAAAACACGAGGCCAAGUCCUCCUCUUCAUAAUUCAUUUUGGGAAUCGGUGGAAAAUUGCAUUGCUAGCAUUACCAACAGGUUAUCCUUCCAAAAAAACAUUACCAACAGGCACAAAGAAGAAUCCAAAAAAUCAAAUUCACAAUUAGUCGAACCCGCUCAUCUUCUAGAACUCAAGCACAGGCAACUUAUUGAACCCAAAGCUUUCAGUACUCCUUGCACUGAAAACAGAGGAGGAGGCAACACCAACCUUCUCAAAAAAUCCUCUACUAAACGAGAAAGAAAUAAUUGGUACUCGUAUCGCUCAGUGCAGGAGCUCAAGACCGCGGGGAUCAACUUCAGGCCUAACAAAAAAGGCAGAUUUGUUACUGGUGUAAGGUAUGAACCUCUCUUCAUUAAAGCAAUUUUAAGGCUUCCUCCAAUGACAAUUGAUGAUUCAACCCAGUCUUUACUACUAAACUUGGUAGCCUAUGAGAUGUCUCCUGAUAGUCCCAAUGACUUUGAAGUCACCUCAUUUAUAUGGUUUAUGGAUACACUGAUUGAUCAUGCUGAUGAUGUGAAGGAGCUGAGAAAGAAUGGAAUACUUCUAAACUACCUCGGUAGCGACGAAGAGGUGGCUGGUCUUUUCAAUGAGAUAGCCAAGAACUUAGUGCCUAACCCUGAUGCCUAUAAAGAUGUUAUAGACCAAAUCGAAAAGCACUAUAAGAACAAGGUGAGACUGUGGAUGACUGAAUGGUUGCAUACCCAUUUUGACACCCCUUGGACUAUUCUUGCUUUCCUUGGAGCUAUUUUAGCAAUUGUCUUGAGCUUCAUUCAGACUUAUAUUGCUAUCAAUCCUAGCACAAAUAGCACAAAUUCGGGAAAAUGA
This is a messenger RNA of Camellia sinensis, 1500 nucleotides long. RefSeq names its product UPF0481 protein At3g47200. NCBI's taxonomy places the organism in Eukaryota, Viridiplantae, Streptophyta, Magnoliopsida, Ericales, Theaceae. The record is from RefSeq and is a predicted model, not a curated record.